CCAUGGCUUCAUAAGAACAAGAGAGAGAGAGAGAGGGAGAGAGAGAGGGAGGGGGAGAGAGGGAGGGGAAGGGAUUACGCAUACUAUUCUUGUUUUCGCCGAGAAAGAUGGGGAGCAUCGAUGGAUGGAUUUCGCCGUCUCAGGCAGCGCAAUUUGCGGAACCUCAGUACGAAAACGCGAAGAUUUCGGUAUGGUGGGAUAUCGAGAAUUGUGAAGUUCCAAAGAAGUCAGAUCCUCAUUGUAUAGCUCAAAAUGUAAGUUCGGCUCUCGUUAAGAUGAAAUACUGUGGUCCUGUUUCCACCAUAUCCUCUUAUGGAGACACGACUCGCUUACCAUCAUCAGUUCAACAAGCACUCAACAGCACUGGCAUCUCCCUAAACCACGUCCCUGCUGGUGCCAAAGAUGCUAGUGACAAGAAGAUUUUGGUGGAUAUGUUAUUAUGGGCUGUGGAUAAUCCUGCUCCUGCUAAUUAUUUGUUAAUUUCUGGUGAUCGUGACUUCUCCAAUGCACUGCAUCAGUUGCGAAUGAGGAGAUACAACAUUAUCCUCGCACAACCGAAGAAUGCAUCAGCCCCGCUCGUUGCUGCUGCGAGAAGUGUGUGGCUGUGGACAACUCUUUGUGAUGGCGGCCCGCCUCUAUCAAAGGAUGAAGCAAAUCAGAUAGUCAAGGCUCAAUCAAACUCCUCCUCUGUUACGGAUACACCAAAAAAUUAUCCUUCAGAUUCUACGUUUGAUGGAUCCAAACCUAGUAUGGAUAGUUUUUCAAAUAAUGGAAGAACGUCGGAAAUUAAACAGAAAGGGAAUCAGAGUAUGAUGAAUAAUGGCUCCCAAUCAAGUGUACCUGAUUGUUUGUCUAAUGAUGGAAAAACAUUUGAUACUAAACAGAAAGGGAAGCAGAUUGAUGGAUCCCAAUCGAGUUCAGAUAGUAUGUCAAAUGAUGGAGGGACAUUCGAUACCAAACAGAAAGGGAUGCAGAGUAAGUUGAAUAAUGGCUCCCAAGCGAGUACUGAUAAUUUGUCAAAUCAUGGAAGACCAUUUGAUACCAAACAGAAGGGGAAGGUGAGUAAUGGCUCCCAAUCGGGUACGGAUAGUUUGCCAAAUGAUGGUAAAACAUCCAAUAUCAAACAGAAUGGGAAGCAGAGUUGGAAGAAUUCAGGAGGCCAAAAAGGUACUCCAGUAAGGGUCCAAGAUUCUAAAACCAAUAUUAAGAAGCAGUCCAAAAAUCCUAAGGACUUUAUUCACCCGAAAGUACAUCCCACUCAGAAUUUCACGUCAGGAAAUUCUGACCUUCCAUCGAUCAACAACAACAAUAAUCAAACCCCACUCCAGAAUCAUUUUCAUCGCAACGUGGGGCCAAAUAACAUCAAUACACCACUAAGCUACUCCUCGCACCCCGAUCCUUUCACGAAUGCCAGACCUUUCGUGCCAAACUUUACUCAUGGGCCUCAAAUAAGUAUGCCUGAAGUUGGCAGACUAAAUAUUCCUGGAAGUCCUAGAAGACCUAAUUUCCAAUCACAUAGUGAAUCAAAGCCACUACACAACAAUUUUAACCAGAGUUCAAGUCAUGCAAAUGUACCUUACCCUCAAAAUAGACCUGUUAUGCAUGACACAUCUUUUAAACACGAUUCACCAAAAAAGAACAUCCAUCAGAAUGGUCCAGAACAACGACCAUCACCUUCUGCAUCAACUGAUGGCAAUAUUGUCUGGGGCACUUUUGAAUCCGCAAAACCUUCUGAAUAUGUCAUGGGACAAAUUGGUGUUAUCUUGCUUGCUUUGAACACGCUAAAGACCGAAAAGAUUAUGCCAACUGAAUCAAACCUAGCUGAUUGUAUCCGCUAUGGAGAUUCUAGACACCGAAAUACUGAUGUUAAGAAAGCCAUAGAGAGUGCUUUCGAUCUGCAGUUUGUUGUAAAGCAGAGUUUAGGUGCUUUGCAAUUGUAUGUUGGUAAGAAUGAUAAAUUAUGGGACUGUGUGAAUAUAUGGGUAGUCAAGAAGUAUCCAAAAUCAACCUGGAACAUGGUCAGGAAAUUUCUGUUAUCCUCUGAUGGAAGAUCAGCAAUAAUGGCUUCUGAAUGCAAGUAUGAAGCUGCUACUAUAAUCAAAAGGUUGUGCGUGAAAGAUCUUGUUCUUGGUGAGAUACUUCACAUUGUACAUAUAAUGGUCCAUGGAAAGAAGUGGAUCACGCAUAAUCCAUCUGGAUGGCAGCCUGUUAACAUUCAACUUGAGGAGAAUAGUCAGAAAGCACCUGACAAAGAAGGUGCACAAGCUUAAUUUUAAUUACUACUUAUAAUAACCAGGGAAGUAAGUUGGUACACGGCGGUUUGGAUGUGGAAAUUUAGUCAUUAAGUAGUAGGAUUAGCGUAUCUGAGGCCCUUUCUUCUCCAUAAAUAAUGUUUCUACCUUUAGUAGACACCUGGAGUUGACUGAGAAGAUCUCAGCUAAGAUUAAAUGCAAAAUAAGAAGAAAAAAACAAAAAAAGGACGGAUGUUGGUUGGAAUAGCUCUCAGCUAUAUUUCUAAAUAUAUGGCUGAACUUUGAAGAAUCUUUUGAUCUGUUGAAAUGAUUUCUCCAAUGGGUAGUUGAGGAGAAUCAUUAAAUUGAUGGAUAAUGAUUUCUUCAACAUUGAAGUUGACUGGAGUAUGAUAAUGUUAAACAUUAUCGCCCAAUUGUUAUACUAUAGAAUGGGAAAUCGUAGGGAAAAAAGUUUUUUUCCAUACAUAUUCCUAUUGUUGUUGUUGUUUGUUGAUGAAGUAUUGGCCCUUGGUUGGUAUUGGAGUGUCGGGUUGCUGCUGCAGUGAGUGAGGAGAAACUGUAACCAAUAUGAUGCCCUGAAUGGAAUUUUAUGUUGUGAAGCUAAUGAUGUUAUUAGGAGAAACUGUAACCGAUAAAGCAGUUCAUGGAAGUUUGUCGGCGACUUGAUUUUCAGAUGCGAUGAAUCAGAAUUUUCUUGGUUACGCUUCAGAAUAUGCCUCAUAUCCAAGGUAAGGGCGUUUGUACGCUUGUGUUAUGUAGGUGAAGUAUUUUGUUUGUACCUUUUAAUUUCAUGUCAAUGUGUUUUAUGAAUUGAAUCUUCUGGCUUGUUGUUAUUUAUUUACCUUAUGUGAAGUUGUUAAGGGAUUUCUAUAUGUACCCUUUUGAAUACAUUUCCUGAAUGAAAUGAUUGCAGUUUCCAAAUGGUAUAUGUCUCUUCUUGGU
This is a messenger RNA of Impatiens glandulifera, 3194 nucleotides long. Its product is annotated as meiosis regulator and mRNA stability factor 1-like. Gene Ontology annotation, cellular component: peroxisome. Bases 108 to 2270 code for a protein of 720 amino acids. Lineage: Eukaryota; Viridiplantae; Streptophyta; Magnoliopsida; Ericales; Balsaminaceae. Gene Ontology annotation, molecular function: RNA nuclease activity. Gene Ontology annotation, biological process: regulation of gene expression. The record is from RefSeq and is a predicted model, not a curated record. The transcript has 3 exons.